GUAAAAACUCUGUGUAUAUCAGAGUUGGAGGAGCCUCUACCCUGUUCGAUCUGAUGAUUUCUCCAUAUUAACAGAUUACUAGUUCCAGAUCUCAUCACUGUGUGAUUCUUGAGGGUGACGGUGUUCGUUCCAGACAUGCUACAUUAGGACUUGUUAGGACGAGAUUUCCGGUCCAUCCACUGCAGGGUGAGGCGCUGAUACUUUAACCGUGUUUCUGUAAAGAACAUCUGGAUUAAAUAACAUGCUUUAGUGAAUAAAGUGUGUUUACAGCUGAAUUAACCGCAGUUUUACAAACCAGGACGGACACCGACAUAAGAACAGAUUUAAUCGUUUUUUAACUUUAUAAUCCUCCGAAUGUUCACACCAGACAACUGGACCAGACCUGAAGACCUUCUGUCUGUGUUCACUGUUUAAUGUUGGAGAUUCUACAGACAAGAAACUUCACAGAAUCUUUAAGUGAUCAGACUAAAAUAAAGAGAAAGUAAAAGCUUCCUGCAGUCAGGAUGAUGAUGUAAUAUGACACUAAACAGAUGGCAGCAGGACAUUAAAUUCACACUGGAAAUGUUCUUCUGUCUCUGAGAAAAUCUGCCAACACUCCACAAGAGUCUUCCAGACAUCAUGUCCCUCCUUUAUAUUUCCAUCUUAUGGGUCUGUGCCUGUGUGGACAGUGCAGAAUCUCUGGUUACUCUAUCAGCUCCAGUGGGUUCCACAGUCAUCCUGCCGUGUAAACUGACUGAAGACUUCAAACUAACAUCAGUUAUUAAGUGGCAGUUCAACAGUGACAUUGUGUUUGAGAGAAGCAGUAAUGGUACAUAUUCAGGUUCAGGAUAUGAAGGACGUGUGGAUGUUCCUGAGGACGAGCUGCGUAAAGGAAACUGUUCCCUGGUGUUGAAGAACGUCAGAUUUACUGAUGACAAAAUCUUUACAAUGGUACAUACGGACAGUGCGGUAGUGAAACAAACGAUCAGUGUUACACUCUCAGUCUAUGAGGACAGUGUUAAUGAGAGACGAUCUUUAUCAGAGGAUUCAGACUCACACCAGACUGAAGGGAGAAACAGGAUUAUUUUAUAUGUUGUGAUCGUAAUCUUCAUCAUCAUCGUCAUCAUCAUCAUCUGUGUGUCUGUGUACUACAGCAGUGUGAAAGGUCUCAGACGUGCCACCGACUCCACUGAACAGGAUGGAAACAGACAUCAUCACAGUGUUCAGUACGACACAACGUCCGACAGUGUGACGUACACAACAGUCGCCACACAACCACAGAGUUAAUGACCAACACAAGAUGGUCUGCUCUGAUCUCAUCAUGGAUUUCAGAUCAUCUUAAACUUCAUCCCUGCACCACUGAGCUGAUGUUCAUCUCUGGAGCUUCAUCACCAUGUCAGGAUCUUCUGAUUUACAAACAUCCUACAAGGAAUUAAAUAUCAAAAUGAACAAUUACAAUUGGAACAUAAAAUAAAUAAAUAAGUACAAUAAAAAAUAUAAAAAAAGCUUACAUAAAAAUACACUUAAAUUAGAUAAUAUUUUGAUAAUACAGUAAUAACUGCAGCAAUUCAGAGUUCUUUAACCUUGUUUUUCUCCCAAAUUAUUCUGUUGUCAAGUCCACUUGAUCACAGAAGUGUAGAAAGUUAGUCCAGAUUUUAUAAAAUUAAUUUAACUUCCCUUUGAUAACAAAUGUCAGUUUUUCCAAAGCAAGGUUUAAGGACAUUUCCUUGAUCCAUUGGUUAGAAGAGGGUCUUUGAGAAUCUUUCCACUUUAAUGCAAUGACACGUUUGGCCUGUAGCAAACUAAAGUCUAUUAGUUUACGUUUUCUUGCAUUUACGACCAAAUUUAUUGGGUAUAGAUGGAAUACACACAGAUUUGGGUCAAGAGGAACAUUAUCUCCAAUUAACUGACCAAUCAUAGUAAGAAUUUCCUUCCAAAAUAUAUGAAGCUCUUUACUUUCCCAUACACAGUGGAAAAGUGACCAGUUUCAUCUUUACACUUUGUACAGUUGUCAGAGAUAUUGGGAUUGAACCUAUUUCAUUUUACAGGGAUAAUGUACUGUAUGUCCUUAAAAGCCAUUUGUAUUGCAGUAGUUUGCACCUUGUGUUAAUGCUCUGGGCUUGAGCCAAUAGUAUUAAAGUGUAUUAAAGUAUUAAAGUGUGGUUUUCCUGAUUGACAAUAAGGUUCUGAGCAGGUUUUCAUUUGAGAGUGUACAAAGCUCCUGAGCUGCAGAUAUUUAAAGUAGUGUUUCUGAAGGAGACCAUAUUUUCUCACCAGUUGUUGAAAUGACAUAAUAUACCUUCUCCGUAUAAAUCUUUUACUUGGCAAAUUCCUUUAUACGUCCAGUUUUUAAAUCCCAUAUCGCUUCUGCCAGGUGUGGGAAAAUAAUUUUAAGUCAUUGUUUUAUUUUCUUUUAGUUCUAGCAUAUUUUUGUGGAUCAUGUAGAAGCCAAAUCCAGUUACAAUGCUAGUUAGAUUCAAACUUUACAUUAGACUUGUGGUUCCUGUAUCUCAUUAAUAGUAAAGGACAGGGGCAAGGUAACUCAGGGUAUCAUCUGUCUCUUUGUGCCAUUUGUCCCGUUGUUUAAGGUGGCCAUUUGAUUCAAGGUCUGAGUCAAGAAUGAAUGCCAAGCAUUAGAGGUGAACUGGUUCCUAUGAUAAUGAAGGGGUCUGAGAAAGACUGUUAUGUGAAUGGGAUUAAGGGUGGGUGAAAUUCCAGGAUCUGGUGUGGGGCUGUUACAUCCCUUCAUGCUUUGAUUGUCACCCGAGUGUUUUGUCUCUAUCUGAUGUGACUGCCCCCUAAAAUGUGUAUGUUUACAAUGUAUUACAACUUUAAGUCAGACUUGAUGACUGCAGCACCCGUGCCAGUACGCUCUGACUUGCAGACUCGUUUCAUGGUGUAUCUACUGUACA
This is a messenger RNA of Tachysurus vachellii, 2891 nucleotides long. RefSeq lists its product as uncharacterized. The record is from RefSeq and is a predicted model, not a curated record. NCBI's taxonomy places the organism in Eukaryota, Metazoa, Chordata, Actinopteri, Siluriformes, Bagridae. Gene Ontology annotation, biological process: cell surface receptor signaling pathway; positive regulation of T cell proliferation; cellular response to lipopolysaccharide. Gene Ontology annotation, cellular component: external side of plasma membrane. The transcript has 7 exons. The coding region runs from base 619 to 1266 and encodes 215 amino acids.